Coffea eugenioides is the source of this 1902-nucleotide messenger RNA. RefSeq names its product aspartic proteinase oryzasin-1-like. The transcript is spliced from 14 exons. The record is from RefSeq and is a predicted model, not a curated record. NCBI's taxonomy places the organism in Eukaryota, Viridiplantae, Streptophyta, Magnoliopsida, Gentianales, Rubiaceae. Gene Ontology annotation, molecular function: aspartic-type endopeptidase activity. The coding region runs from base 116 to 1639 and encodes 507 amino acids. Gene Ontology annotation, biological process: lipid metabolic process; proteolysis.
AUUAAAAGCUGCUCCUCCACUCUUUUCCUUUCUGAAGUAUCUAAGCCACUCUCUUUACCAGUGGACCGUCCUUCCGUCCAACAAAAUACAAGUCUACUCUCAAGCAUAACCAACGAUGGAGAGAAGGUACCUUUGGGCAGCAUUUGUAUUAGGGGCAAUUGUGUGUUCUCUAUUUCCUCUUCCUUCUGAAGGAUUAAAGCGAAUUAGCCUGAAAAAAAAACCCUUAGAUCUUCAAAGCAUAAGAGCUGCCAAAUUAGCUCAUCUGGAGAGCACACAUGGCACUGGUAGGAAAGAGAUGGACAACAAUUUAGGCAGUUCCAAUGAGGACAUAUUGCCUUUAAAGAAUUACCUGGAUGCCCAGUACUAUGGAGAGAUUGGAAUUGGCACUCCACCUCAGAAGUUCACAGUUAUAUUUGAUACAGGCAGUUCCAACCUCUGGGUUCCCUCGUCAAAAUGUUACUUCUCUAUUGCCUGCUGGCUCCACUCCAAGUACAAGGCAAAGAAGUCAAGUACUUAUACAGCCAUAGGGAAAUCUUGUUCAAUUCGUUAUGGUUCUGGAUCAAUCUCUGGAUUCUCCAGUCAAGAUAACGUUGAAGUUGGUGAUCUUGUUGUCAAAGAUCAAGUUUUUAUUGAAGCUUCACGAGAAGGAAGUCUUACAUUUGUAAUUGCCAAGUUUGACGGGAUACUUGGCCUUGGAUUCCAGGAAAUCGCUGUUGAUAACAUGGUGCCAGUCUGGUAUAAUAUGGUGGACCAAGGUCUCGUGGAUGAGCCAGUAUUCUCUUUCUGGCUUAACCGCGAUCCAAAUGCUGAAGACGGAGGUGAGCUUGUCUUUGGUGGUGUAGAUACAAAUCACUUCAAGGGAAAGCAUACAUAUGUUCCUGUAACUCAGAAGGGAUACUGGCAAUUUAAAAUGGGAGAUUUUCUCAUUGGGAACGUCUCAACAGGCUUUUGUGAAGGAGGUUGUGCUGCUAUUGUGGACUCUGGAACAUCGUUGCUCGCUGGUCCAACUACUGUUGUGACUCAAAUUAAUCAUGCCAUUGGAGCUGAAGGAGUAGUUAGCACUGAAUGUAAAGAAAUUGUUUCACAGUAUGGUGAACUGAUUUGGGAUCUCCUCGUAUCAGGGGUACUACCCGACAGAGUUUGUCAACAAGCUGGUUUAUGUCCCCUUCGCGGAGCUCAGCGUGAGAAUGCUUAUAUCAAGUCAGUCGUUGAUGAGGAGAACAAGGAGGAAGCUUCUGUUGGUGAAUCCCCGAUGUGUACUGCUUGUGAAAUGGCUGUUGUUUGGAUGCAAAACCAGCUGAAACAGCAGGGAACUAAGGAGAAAGUGCUCGCAUAUGUGAAUCAGCUUUGUGAAAGCAUACCAAGUCCCAUGGGAGAAUCCAUCAUUGACUGCAACAGUUUAUCCACCCUGCCAAAUGUUUCAUUCACCAUCGGAGGGAAAAGUUUUGAGCUAACCCCUAAGCAGUAUGUUCUUCAAACUGGAGAAGGCUUUGCUGAAGUCUGCAUCAGUGGAUUCAUGGCUAUGGAUGUGCCGCCGCCUCGUGGUCCCAUCUGGGUUCUGGGAGAUGUGUUCAUGGGAGUGUACCACACCGUGUUUGAUUAUGGUAAUCUCCGGAUGGGUUUCGCAAAAGCUGCUUAGACAAGACUAUUUAUUUCGUCUACUGUUUGACGGUCCUAAGAGAAGCUAUGAAGACAUGUAGUAGCUUGUAAAUUAGGAUUUUUAAUGAUGCCUGGCUGGCUGGCUUGUUUAAGGGUGGUUGUGCUUUUAAUAUUGGAUUUUUAUAUGUAAUGUAAAUAUCUAUGCGGAUAUGCUACCUUUGUUCUAGAGUUUCAAGGAAACUGCAGUUAGUAUCUACUUUGGUCGAGAAAUGGUGCCACUAUCUAUUACUCCUUCGGUUUCAA